Messenger RNA from Thermothielavioides terrestris NRRL 8126, 760 nucleotides. RefSeq lists its product as uncharacterized. The record is from RefSeq and is a predicted model, not a curated record. Bases 416 to 646 code for a protein of 76 amino acids. The transcript has a single exon. NCBI's taxonomy places the organism in Eukaryota, Fungi, Ascomycota, Sordariomycetes, Sordariales, Chaetomiaceae.
UACGGCGCAAGCUCGCGGACCAGACUGGCUGUCUCGAUAAAAGGAGACCCUCCGUUGAAUUUGUGCUCUGCUCUCCGAUACUCUGGGACGGAGCCAAGUCGCACCCGGUGAGAUGCGGACCAUUCUACUGACGACGCCCCCCCUUCCCGCAGCGUAUCUGACUGCGACCCUCCUACACUACGCUCUACUAAUAUGUCUUUCAGCACACGAUCCGGACCGAUCGCGUCCAGGUACUGCUCGACACUGGCCCUUCAAGACCCAGUUUUGUUGCUUUGUUGACGUGGUGAUCUUUACCAAGAGAGGUAUGACCACCCGCCUUGAUGGCCUGCCGAGAACAGCGCCAACACCACGCACCCGGGAUCUCAACCACCUAAUUAAUCUUGCAUUUCCUCUCGGCCCGAGGCCGUUGCUGCGUAUGUUGGCUCCCAUCCAGAGCUGCACAGUCCAGCUCGUGUCUGUCAGCAUCAUCGUAGCGCCCGAGAAGCACAAGUCGACCUAUCUUGCGCCUGUUGCGCUGAAAAUUGCGUUCACGACCAAAAGAAUGUCGCCCUGCAAGGAACAUGAACUCACGUGUUCCGGGAUGGAAGUUGAUGGUGUCAAGUUCCGGGCUGUGUCUGGCGAAGGAGACGGCCAGCAGUCUUCGUGAGCUGGCCAGAAAAGGAGAGAGCCACAAGAAAGUUGCACAAUAGUACUCGGAGGUCAAGGAUAGGUACCUAUGUCUUCCGAUCUGGUUUCCUGUAUUUGCUGCACGUCCUUGGCC